AUGAAGGCUUAACCUAUUUAGAGAAAAGACUCUAUGAUUCCUUAAGGUACUUCAAUGUCUAUUUGUUCUUCUUUGUUAUUUAUGAUUGGAUAAUCAUGGUAUGAAAUGAAAAGAAGACCUUGUGGAUAUUGUGUAUCAUUUUUUAGUGUAUUGAUUGUUGUUGCUGCGAGUGCUGUUAGUUAAUCAAUAAUUGAUAGAGCACCUCUCAUAUUUUUAAAAUCAGCAGAAGGUCCAGCAGGAUAAUCGGACAUUGCGUAAAUAACAAUUUAAGAUUAGGUUGACUGCUAAUCCAAAUUAUUUAAGUGAAGAACAUGAAAAAUCUCCUUAAUAUUUGAUGUCUAUCUAUAGUAACACAGCAAGACAACAAGGAUAACUUAUAGUUGACUUUCUUAACCUUACUAGAGUUAAAGAAGUAUUAGGACCUGAAAGGGCCAAUUAAGCUAGUCCAAGAAUUUCCUAAUAAGUAAAUUUUACAUAUUUGUUAAAUACAGGGGAUUGUGAAAAUGUAUAUAAUCAUUAUAUUGAAAAAUAGGCAGUAAAUAAAGCAUAAUAGUUGUUAUCUAAAAGAUAGGAAUUUGGAAGCGAAGCACAUUUUAAUGAUUUAAGAGAUGGGUAAUAAUUAGGUUAGAAAUGUGGAGGAUAAUAACCACAUCCUACUGCAAAGUUUGUAGGAAUAGAUACAUUGAAAGAGAAGGAAAUAGGUUUGGGUUGGGAAUAUCCAUUUGGGGAAUUGAAAGAAACUGAAGUAAUAAUGAGUCGGAAAUUAGCAGAGACUUAUAAAUUAAAUAUAGGAGAUUAUAUGUUAAUAUAUGGGGAAUUCUAUGAUUUUUAUGGAUCCUAUUAUAUCUAGAAUUACUUUGAAUAAAUUGGUAAACAAUUUAAUUUAACUAAUUAUAAUGAUACAUUCUUAAAUUAAGAAUUCGGAGAUUUGAAAAAGGCUACUUAGAGAUUUUAUUUAUAUUAGGUUAAAGGAUUAUUAGAAUCAACUUAUGGUAAAUUUCCAGAUGGAGAUGCUGAUAAAUUGAUUAUAGUAGAGCAUAAACACUUCUUUAACAAUUUAGCAUAUUGGUCAUGGGAUAAACCUUUUUUAAAGGCAUUAUAUUCUGCAAAUCCUGAAGAAUAUGUAGAUGAAAUCAGAAUCAAUAUUCCUGAUAGAUUCAAUAUAUAUAUGGAUAGCAAUUAUGAGAAUAUAUAAGGAUAGAUAACAAAAUAUGCUAGUAAUAUAAGAAGAGAUUUAGGAGUUUAUCCAUGUAAUAUGGAUUUACCAGUAUUGUAGCAAUUAUAUGAUACAAGAUUUGGUUAGUUGUUUUUAGGUAUCAUAUUAAAUAUGAUCAUUGUAAUAUUAUUUUUAUUGAGUGUAUUGCUUUUAUAUACAUUAUUGUUGAUUUCAGUAGAGACAAAGACAUAUGAUUUAGGUGUGUUAAGAGUGUUAGGAUUUAAUAAAUUAGGAGUGGUAUUUAUAGUAUUGACUCAAGCUUUGAGUUAUGUAUUGCCUGCUAUUAUAGCAGGUAUUAUACUUUCAAUUCCUUUCUUAUUGUAUGCUAGUAAUGCACUAAAAGCAUCAAUAGGAGUUGAAAUAGAAGCUACUCCAACAACGAAUGCUAUUUUUAUGUCUUUAGGAUUAGGAUUGUUGAUUCCUUUGAUUAGUUCUUAUGUACCAAUAAAAGAAGCAUUAAGUAAAUAAUUAAGUUUUGCAUUGGAUAUUAAUAGAUCAAAAUCAACAGCUGUCAAAAUUGAAGUAGAUUUAGAAGGUAAAUCAUUACCUUGGGGUAGAAUCUAAUUUGCAGUAAUAGCAUCUUUAUUUGGUAUUUGUGUUUAUUAUUUCUUACCACUUGCUUUAUUAUCAUUCAAUAUUGGAUUACUAUUAUCAAUAUUCUUUUUUAUAUUAUGUGGUAUGCUUUUAGGAUUAGUAAUCUUUGCAUUCAAUAUUUAAUAUUUAGCAGAACGAUUUACUGUUAAAUUAUUUUUAUUCUGGGCAAGUUCAGCUAAGAAAACAAUGGUUUUGAAGAACCUUGCUGCACAUAGAGUAUAUAAUAUAUAUCAUAAUAAAUUAGAUUAAAAAUAGAAGAACAGCUUUAAUGUAUGCAUUAUCUAUUGCAUUUGUAAUAUUUAUUUUUGUUGGUAUGAGUGUAUAGAUUGAAAAUCAAGCAACUUAAACUCUUUAAUAACAUGGAUGCAAACUUGAAAUUACAGCAUCUAAUGGUUAUUUAUUACCUUAUGAAUUUGAAAAAAUAAUUUUAGAUUUAGGAUCCAAUAUUACAAGUUUUGCUUGGGUCACUGAUUAAUUAGAUAAUUAUAUGUAAAAAUUAGGAUUUUCCACUGCUUACAUGACUCAUCUAGGAUAAGUUUAUUAACUUAGACCUAAAAUUGUAGGUGUAUCACACACACUAUUUGAUAUGGGAUAUAAUUAAUUUUUAAAAAUAGAAGAUUAAAUUAAUAGUUAAUUAAAUCCAGUUGAAUAAUUAUAUACUAGCAGAGGAAGUUAAAGUGCAAUGAUUGGUACUAGUUAUGCAGAUUAAUUAAAUAUCAAAAUUGAUAUAAAUAGUACUUUUCUUAUUGUUGUGUAUAAUAAUACAUAUAGUUAAUACCAUCAAAUGAGAGCAUCUUCAAUUGUUACUUCAGCACCUGCUCUUAAAUUCAGUAGUUUACCUAGUGUUCAAGAACAAAAUGUUGUUGUAUCUUUACCAACAUUUAGAAGACUUUGUGGAAAUUAAAUUGAUGCACUUGAAAAUUAUCCCAUGAAAAGAUUACUUCUCUCUGUUUCUAAUUCUAAUAACCUUGAUAAUGUCUAUGGUUAAUUCAAAAAAUAUAUUGAUUCCAAGGGAGUCUCUGCUAAAAUUUGGGAUUAUAGAGAUUACGAAACAUCAAUUCAAUAGAGUCAAUAACUCAUUUCAAUUAUUUUCAGUUUCUUAACUGGUGUUGUUAUGGUUUUAUCAUUCUUCAGUCUAAUGACAUCUAUGUCUGCUAAUAUGUUAGAAUAAGUCAAAGAAAUAUCAGUCCUUAGGGCUAUUGGUAACACUAAAUUAUCUAUUACUGUUGUCUAUAUCAUGGAAGCUUUUACGUUGGUUUUUAGUUCCAGUUUUAUAGGAUUAAUGGUAGGAUUUGUUAUUGGACAAUCCAUGGCUUUACAAUAAACUUUAUUCACUUAAUUACCAUUGAUUUUUGUGUUCCCAUGGUAAAUGUUGAUUAUCAUCAUUAUUAUUGCCAUGAUAGCAGCCAUUAUCAGUGUUGUUACACCUUCCUUGUAAAUCUUAUCAAAAGAAAUUGCUUAAAUUAUGAGAAUGAUCUGA
Paramecium sonneborni is the source of this 3290-nucleotide messenger RNA. The record is from the annotation of a GenBank genome assembly. NCBI's taxonomy places the organism in Eukaryota, Ciliophora, Oligohymenophorea, Peniculida, Parameciidae.